Molecule: messenger RNA, 453 nt
Organism: Balearica regulorum gibbericeps (East African grey crowned-crane)
Lineage: Eukaryota; Metazoa; Chordata; Aves; Gruiformes; Gruidae
Source: RefSeq, a predicted model, not a curated record
GAAUCUGCUGCCACACCUCCACUGCAUCCCCUGAGGCAGCUUAUGGGACCCUUCCCUGGGCGCCUCUGCCCCAGGACACACCGCAUGGGAUGGCAAUGACACGUGGAAAGAAGAGACCCAUGCCCCCCAUCCCUUGCCUCAUCCUCGCAGCCGCUAGCUGCUUUGCCAAACUGAGUGAAUCUCUGCAGGUCACUGUGCAACCUUCCUCUAUUGUCCAAAAGCUUGGGGGCCCAGUUAGCCUGGGGUGUGUAGUGGACCCCCCCAGAGUGAACCUCACCUGGAGACUGAAUGGGAAGGAGCUGGCUGGAUCGGACGAGGUGCUGGGUAUCCACAUUGAGCGAGGGAAACUCGUCAUCACGGCUCUCAACAACCACACCGUGGGGCGAUACCAGUGCAUUGCUCGUGUGCCUGAAGGAGUCAUUGCCAGUGUCCCCGCAGUGGUCACGUUAGCUA